AUGUCCGACGGUUAUUGGAGAUACGCCGAAUCAAGGCACGCCCCUCCUUCUGUCGCCGGCAAGCGCUCACGUUCCGACUACGAUGUCUCUGGCGUUCAUGACUUGCCCAGUUACUUUCCCCAUGAUGAUGAUAGAGGAGGGCUACGAGUAAUUAGAGAUACUGAGUCCCUUGAUGCAUCUUAUGAACAUUACCUCCGUAGUGCGAUUUCAUCAUAUGGUUCGGGACAGUCCACUAGACCCAUUGGCGGGCGAGUUCCCAAUCGAUCUAUUGAUGAUUCACAUGUUGCAAAUAUUGGGGGAUUAGACAGGGGAACAAAUGAAAAAGACAAAAUCCUGGGUUUUAGUAGUGGAAGGGCUGACCAUUCUCUUCCACCUGAUGCUACCAGUACACUGUUUGUGGAGGGUUUGCCUUCCAACUGUACAAGACGGGAAGUAGCUCAUAUUUUUCGUCCAUUUGUUGGCUACAAAGAAGUCAGACUUGUUAGCAAGGAAUCAAGACAACCUGGGGGUGAUCCACUGGUACUUUGCUUUGUCGAUUUUUUGAGUCCCGGUCAUGCAGCUACUGCCAUGGAAGCUUUGCAGGGUUACAAAUUUGACGAGCUUGACCGUAACUCGGUCAAUUUAAGAUUUCAAUUUGCUCGACGCUAUCCUGGUGCAAGUCCAAGUUAUGCUAUCAAUUUGAAGUGGCUGGACUGCCUGUACCGUGUGAAGGCAUUGCUCCAAAAAGAGUAG
Sphenostylis stenocarpa is the source of this 732-nucleotide messenger RNA. The record is from the annotation of a GenBank genome assembly. Lineage: Eukaryota; Viridiplantae; Streptophyta; Magnoliopsida; Fabales; Fabaceae.